GCCUCUUGUCUUCUUACAUACGGAUGUGUUCCCGUUAAACGUGUUAAGGUUGUAAGCGGGUUUUCCCUUCUCGCUAUUUCAAACAGUUGAGUAAAAUAAGUGAACGUUUUGUAUGGCGACAUGAACUUAUGCAUCUGUUUUUGACGUUUUGAUGCUUUCCUGUGCUUUUGUGAGGAAAUCUGGAAGGAUUCACAGACUAUGAAGUCACUGCCUUCGUUAAAAUGUAUUAUUUCAAUAUCAUUCAUUGGAAUUCAUCUGACUUUGGGGCAAUUGAAUCACUUGCCCGACAAAGCACAACAAAGGCAACUUGGUCUGUUUAGCGAGCUGGGAUUAUCCCCCUUAACGUCCGUGAAUCAUUGUCGAACUCCUGACGGACUUCCAGGAGAAUGUGGAGAAAUAAGCAGGUGUCUCUAUCUUUUAUUCGACGUAGUUCGAUUGCGAAGAUCUGUCUGCUUCAGAAACCUGUUUAUGGUAGGAAUAUGCUGCCCUGGUUUUUCGUCCACAACGACAGUACUACCCGAAACAAAUACGACCGUUCAGUUGGAAGUGACAACAGAGGCAACUACGGUUACUACUGAAAUUGAAUCAACGACAGAAAAAGUAACUGAACGGCCAAGAUUGACUAUAGCUCCUCUUAAAAGGUUUCAUCAUAAAUCCACUAAAAGACCGUUAACCACAACCACCACGGAAGAAGCAACAACACUCGGUCCUCCGUCAACAACAGCAAGGACGAUAGAAAUAUUCACGACAACAGCAAAGCCAACGGAAGCUCCGUACAUUUUAGCAACUGAAGCUUCAUCUCAAAAUAUUACCUAUGCGUCAGCUUUAAGAUGCGGGACGUCCGGCAGAGAUGGUCGAAUUGUGGGAGGAUACGAAGCAAAUCCUGGACAGUGGCCUUGGAUGGCAGCUAUAUUUUUGGACAGUCAUCGUGGACGUGAAUACUGGUGUGGAGGUGCAGUUAUUGAUCCUUGGUAUAUCCUGACUGCAGCCCAUUGCCUAUCAGACCAAAGAGGUCGAAAGUAUCGUAAAGAACAGUUCACUGUGCGAUUAGGAGACCAUCAUCUUUUCAGGACUGAUGAUUUCAUGAAUCCAAUAGAGUUUAAAGUUUCUGCUGCCAUCCCUCAUCCUGAAUUUUCAAGAAGUGGAUUUUAUAAUGAUAUUGCUCUUUUGAAACUGAGAAAUCCAAUCACAUAUUCAGAAUUUAUAAGUCCGGUGUGUUUACCAACUCCAGGAUUGAAAGCAAAUCCUCUUGUUGGAUACAUGGGAACAGUCACAGGAUGGGGAACCCUUUCGUACGGUGGUUCUGGUAGCGGCUCCUUACAACAAGUAACUAUGCCUAUCUGGGAUAACACGGAUUGUAACAGGAGGUAUUUCCAACCAAUUACAAAAGGUUUCAUAUGUGCUGGAUUUUUUGACGGUGGGAAAGAUGCGUGUCAAGGAGACUCCGGCAGCCCUAUGAUAAUUCCCGACAGAACAAGACACUGGACUGUGGUGGGCGUGGUUUCUUUCGGAAGUAAAUGUGCCCAAGCAGGUUAUCCAGGUGUAUAUACCAGAGUGACAGAAUAUUUAGACUGGAUUAAUGAAAACAUGGAAUGAAAGGUCCAUGAAUAUAAAUGGCAGUCAACAGGUAGAAGGUGCAGGAAAGGGUCAUUCUUGCCCCAUGCUGCAGUCAUUAGCGAUACGUUCCUUUUAAUUGAAUAUAUUCUAUGCCACAAAAUUAAUUUGGUUGGAGACUGUUUUUGGAGCAGAGAAGUGAGCGUAUACGGUAACUCGCAGGUUCAUCGAAGUGAAUUUAACAGAUCUUAUAUGGGAUCUUCUAAGGAAGUAGACUGCUUCUCGGCUAAGGCCUCCUAUGACACUUUAAUUGAUAGAGAGUGCUUUUACGAAGGAGAAGAAAAGAUUGCCUCAGAACAGGCUAUGGAUCUUCAUUUUUUCAAAAUUAUCGUUCUCUAUACAGUGGUUUUCAAAUUUCUUAAAGGCUUUGGUUCUGGAGCUUCAUUAAGUAGCAAUGAAAUGGGUAAACCAUAUUCUUAUGAUACUAAAGGGGAUUAUGAACUGAAGAACGAGUCUAUGGAUGGAUUAGACAAUGGUGUAUACGAUGGGUAUUCAAAACAUAAGUCUUACCCUAGAAAAGCUAAAUUUUAUGGGCUUAGAGAACAUGGCUAUUCUAGAAGACUAUUUCGAACAAAACCUAGUAGGAAAUCAUCUACACCAUCUCUUUUGGGUGAAUUAAGCCCUUCUGAAAAUUCCAAAAUUUCAGUUUCUUUUCAUGAGCCGAAGGAAAAUAUCUACAAAACUGGUCAUCAAAUUCAAAUAAUACCUUUGAAUGACGCUGAAGGUAGAACAAAACUUGAAACUGAAGAAAGCUUUCUUAAUCCUCAUGAAGAUUUUUUUGCACCUCCUUCUUAUGUCACAGAGCGAUAUAAAUUAGCAGACUUAGAAAGUGCUUCUGAAUUUAUUCCAAAGAGUUCUAAAAUAUUGGCUUCAAAAGAUGCUAAAGAAAAAUCGAGCAGUGCCGACAUAUCUGCAGAUCUAAACACGUUUCACGAAAUAGGAGGAAAUUUUGUUAGCGAGACUAGAAAGAACAAAGCAGAUCAAAACUUAAUGAACAAACAAACAUUUAAAAAUGAUAAAAUCUCCAAUAAUAGUAACAGGUAUAUGCCUUCUGUACUAUUUUACUCCAACGAAAAUGCCAAUUCUAAUUUAGAAACCAAUAUUCCCCUAAAACAUAAAAGCGAAAUUUCAUUAGUUAAUUUCGACGCAGAAAAUGAUCUAACAGUAGAUGGGCCAGAGAACUCUUUGACAGAACCAUUUGAAGGAAGUGGUGAUUUCAAGGCAGUGGAUGAUGAUGAACCAGAUGAAAAUACUCAAAAAAAAGUUCCUUUACCAAGCAAGUCUGUCCGAAUCAUAGAUUUCUUCGCAAGAGUUAACAGUUCUUCAACAUGUACUACACCUAACGGGAACAAUGGCCAGUGUCGUCCUUUUCGGGAUUGUCUUUUAAGUGAUGCUCUGAAUAACUUUAACUUAUUUUUACAAUAUGUGUGCUUGUUGCAAGGAACUUUCGUAGGAGUCUGUUGCCCGGAUAAUCCUGUAAUUGAAAUAUCUGAUGCCUCCAGCGAUAACAUAACAGAAAGUGUAACAGCCAAUAUAACGCAGCCUUCUGAAGGUUGUGGUCUGAAUACCAAUGUAAGAAUAGUUGGUGGAAGUGUAUCUCUUCCUCACGAAUGGACAUGGAUGGUCGCUUUGUUAAGAAGAAAUAGAUUCUUCUGCGGCGGUGUCAUUAUAAAUGAUUGGUAUAUUCUCACAGCUGCCCAUUGCGUUAUGGGAAUGAAGGUUAAUGAUCUGAAAAUCAGAUUAGGAGAGUAUAAUUUCCAAGAACAAAACGAGCACCAACAGGAUAUUCCAGUUGCAGAAAUAAAAAGGCAUGCACAGUUCGUUACUCUGACCUUCCAACAUGACAUCGCUCUGCUGAAACUGAAACGAAGGAUUGAAUACUCCAAGUUUGUAGGCAGCAUUUGUUUACCUAGCAAGGCUGGCCGAGAUUACUCGGACGCAAAUGCUACAGUUGUAGGAUGGGGUACAGUUUCCUUCGGAGGUGCAGCAAGUCCUGUACUUCGCCAAGUUACUAUUCCAGUUUGGAAAAAUGAAGAGUGUGAUAAAACAUACAGAAUGGAAAGCAUAACAGACGCCUUCAUGUGUGCUGGUUCACCUAAAAACGGCGAAGAUGCUUGCCAGGGUGAUUCUGGUGGCCCGCUUAUGGCAUUAAAUGAUGAAGGACGUUGGGAAGUGAUUGGAAUAGUGUCAUGGGGUCGAAGAUGCGGUGACCCUGUCUAUCCUGGAGUAUACACCCGUGUCACUUCUUACUUAAACUGGAUAACAGAAAACUCGCAAUGAACACAAGCUCCUUUAAACACUCAUCAAAGUUUUUAAUACUGUGCACAUAAUUUACUUGUUUUAGUCUGUGACAUCAAAAUGUUAGUCAUGUAAUUUUGAAAUAUUUUAAUAAAUUUUAAUAUUAACAUU
Stegodyphus dumicola is the source of this 4023-nucleotide messenger RNA. Its product is annotated as proclotting enzyme-like. Gene Ontology annotation, molecular function: serine-type endopeptidase activity. Lineage: Eukaryota; Metazoa; Arthropoda; Arachnida; Araneae; Eresidae. Gene Ontology annotation, biological process: proteolysis. The record is from RefSeq and is a predicted model, not a curated record.